AUGCAGGCACCUGGCCCGUCACGCAUGCAGCGCCGCUCCCCAGGCGCCACCGAACCUGGCCCUCCUCCGAAUGUCCCCGUUCGUCCCAUCUCGCCCGGCGUCGGCAUGAACCCCCAGAUGCGGUCGUCGACCGCCUCGAGCCGGUCUGCGCAGUCUAGCAGCUCGCGCAGAGGAAAGGACUCGACGGGGUCUGCGAACAUGCCCCUCUCCCAGAUCGAGAAGAGCGUCACCCAUCUCCUUGUCGCGACCAAACAGCUGCUCGAAACCCUGACACAAUGGUCUCGAGGCCAGGCGACCGACGGCCAAGUGUCCGAUGUAUAUGUUAGGCUGGGAUACGAGUUCAACAUGGCCUGUCGCGCGUUCAGCGCUAUCAACGUCGACACGUCUGACCUAGGCAAUGUUCCAGAACUUCUUCGAAACAUACUCGAGUCGACUCUGAGCCAGGAAGCGAGCACAGAAAGCCUCGAGAAAUACCUGCCAAGGAUACGAGACAUUAUUAUCAACUUGUUACACGGCCUCAAGAGGAAACAGCAGAAACUCAGGCAAAAACAGGCGCGGGACAGGGAAGCCGGCGCAUCAGGUUCUGCCCCCGAACGCACCGUCAGCACGAGCACCGUCGCCAGCGGCAAUACUGGCCUGACCAACCUGCUGGAGGAGGGCAUACAAAAUGGCUAUCGGCCGGAUUUGCAGUCGAAGGAUACGUCGGGCCAGCCUUCAAAUCCCAACCAAAACCCAAAUGCGUCGCCGAGCCGUCGUUUCCCGCCGCGCGACCAGUCUAGGACCUCACUCGUCUCGGACCAGUCUUCCAUGUCGAGCAACACGAUGCAGAAUAUGCCAGUCAUGCCACCGUACCCCGGCGACGAGACGGCCAUGCCCGCUGGCCCACCCAACGCGGAUCUCAAUCUUGACGCCUUCCCGCCGCCGCCGCCGCCUCCAAAGCAGGCCAACAGCGCGCUGGCAGCUCUGCAAAAGGGUGGUGACCUCGAGAGGAGGGCGUCGCGGAGAUACUCGCACCGGAGCACCUCGAACCAGUCCGCACGCGGCGCAGGGUACGAACCCUCGCCUGUCAGAGCGCCUAGCCGCAUCGCCGAGGAGAUUUCCACAUCAAAUCUCCCGUCCAGGUCAGGUUUCGUCGACAGUCCGAUAGCAAAGACCCCGGAAGACAAGUACCCCAAGCCAAGCGCAACACUCAACGGACCAUUGGCGAGCGAUCUGCCGGACCUACCCCCGUACUCGCCUGAAAAGGAGAAGACUGAGCCGGUGCACACGUUGGUACUUGACAAGGAGCAGCCGCCCCUGCCCCAGGAAGUCAAGACACCCGAGAAGAAACGGGCCGAGAAUUUCCUCCAGGAGGCCUCGCCCCCCUUGACCAAGGACCUGACCCUCUUCCUCCAGUACAAGUCGAAGGUCAAGAAGUUCGUCCUGCCCGAGGGCUAUAGUGAUCUCUCGAUUGGGCGUCUGCAGCUGGCAUUCAUUGAGAAGUUUUCCUGGAACACACAUUCGAAUGGAGCAGAUCUACCCGAUAUCUAUAUCCAAGACCCUGUUUCCGGUGUGCGCCACGAGCUGGAGGAUCUGUCAGAUAUCAAGGACCGAACAGUCUUGGUGUUGAACAUUGAAGCCUUGGACGAAGUAAAGCGCCAUGUUGACGAAGGCAUUGGGUCACUGAAACAGAUCAUCCAGGACGUCAAGCAAGGCAUGAGUGACCAGAGCAUUGCGCUGCAAUUAGUCUCCGAGCGUCAACAGGAGACGGCCACCGAACUGGCCAGGCUGGCCGCCGCGCCUCCCACGAUUGUACAGACGGGCGAGGGCUCCAAGGCCACGGCCGUUGCCUCAGGUCGCAAGCUGAGUCCGGGCCACCUGACCGAGCUCCAAAUUUUGCGCCGUGACCUUGCCGUCAUGCGUCAGACGUACUCGAACUUCCAGUCGGAGAUUCAGGGCUCCAUGACCGCCAUUCGCUCCAAGGCGAGCAACGUCAAGGCGGCAACGAUCAACGCGUCCGUGCCCCAUAUCAACGGCGACGGCGGCUACACCUACGUCUCCAAGGGCCGCGAGCAGCUCAACCAGGACUCGGACAGGCUCGUUACCAAGGUGGACGACUUGCAAGACACAGUCGAGGACCUCCGCAAGGACGUCGUGCACCGCGGCGUGCGCCCCCUGCCCAGGCAGCUGGAGGGUGUGGCCAAGGACAUCACGCGCCUGACGAUGGAGCUCAAGAAGGUGGAGGAUUACAUGAAGCAGGAGAAACCCAUCUGGACCAAGAUUUGGGAGAAGGAGCUCGAGGAUGUCUGCAAGGGCCGCGACGAGCUGCGCCUUAUGGAGGAUCUCAUGGUCGAUCUGCAGGACGAUCUCGAGAAGGCCUCGGAAACGUUCGCCCUCGUCGAGGCCGCCACCAAGGAGCAGCUCAAGGACAACGGCACCGGCGCGUCGGCCGGCAACGCCCGCAACUUCUCCAAGGGCCUCAACAGCCUCGGCAACUCGCUCGACCAGAACGCCGCCAAGGAGGGCGUCCUCGGCGAGGUCCGCGCCCUCAUGCCCAACCACGAGGACCGCCUCGAGGCCAUUGAGCGUGCCGAGAAGCUGCGCCAGCGCGAGCUCGCCACGCGCAACACGAACAAGCUGCAGCAGGAGCUGACCAACUUUGUCGAGGAGGGUAGGCUCAAAAAGUCAGGCGGGUUCGAGGAAGUCGAGCGCGCGCGCACGGCCAAGGAUGAACGCAUCCGACGGGAGGUCUGGGAGCGGCAGAACGGCCUCAUCAUGGACGACUUUGGCGACGAGGAGUUUGACGAGGACGAAGAGUUUGAAGGAGAAGAAGGCGUCGAAGAGGCUGGGGACGAGCAGCUGCUGGAAGAUGUCAAUGGCGACGAGGCGGCCGUCGACACACCGCCUUCACCGCCGCCGGCCGAGGGACCGGCCCCGGUCGUUAACGGAAAUGUAUCAUAA
Verticillium dahliae VdLs.17 is the source of this 2940-nucleotide messenger RNA. RefSeq names its product bud site selection protein. Gene Ontology annotation, molecular function: cytoskeletal regulatory protein binding. Gene Ontology annotation, cellular component: cytoplasm; cell tip. Lineage: Eukaryota; Fungi; Ascomycota; Sordariomycetes; Glomerellales; Plectosphaerellaceae. Gene Ontology annotation, biological process: establishment of cell polarity. Bases 1 to 2940 code for a protein of 979 amino acids. The transcript has 3 exons. The record is from RefSeq and is a predicted model, not a curated record.